This is a messenger RNA of Triticum dicoccoides, 1351 nucleotides long. RefSeq lists its product as uncharacterized. The record is from RefSeq and is a predicted model, not a curated record. NCBI's taxonomy places the organism in Eukaryota, Viridiplantae, Streptophyta, Magnoliopsida, Poales, Poaceae. Bases 233 to 919 code for a protein of 228 amino acids. The transcript is spliced from 3 exons.
CCACACCCCACCCGUCCCGUCCCCUCAAACCAACGCACGAGCGGAAACGAAACCCUCUCCAGGAUCCCGCGAAGCGAACUCCCCCCUCUCCCCUCUCCCGCCGCGCCCCCCCAAAAUCCGAUCGGCGGUCACCCAGCCGGCGGCGCCCAAUCCGAGCGGCCAGGGGUCGAUUCGAGCCAGCCCCGCGAGGAAUCCGAGGGAUUUGAGGCGGAUUCCCUCCGGGGUAGGAAGGAUGAUGAUGGGGUUCAUGGGGAAGAGGAAGGAGCUGGAGCAGGUGGUCGACGGCCUCUGCGACUUCUCCCUCUCCGGCCCCGCCGCCAAGUGCCGCCGGCUGGACCCUGGUCUCCCACCUAUUUUGGAAGAAGAACCACCGUGUCCUUCCAUCCCAUAUCAACAUCAGAUGCUGGGAGAGGAAAUCAACAGUGGUGUUAACAUGCCCAUUGUGGAAGAUAUGAUAGAAGGUGCCAUGCCAUCUCAUCUGUCUAGCGAGGACAAGGCACUUGUUAUAUACAAGCCAGUAAACAAGCCUACCCUCUUUGGUCUCAGUAUCGCGAACCCUUCAAUCAUAGUCAGUUCAGACUUGAUACGUGGAUUAAAGAAUCAACCUUUCAAUCAGGGGAACUGUCAUGGGCUGGAGGACAAUUCUCCUGAGCGCAGCAAUUGCUUGGCCUUAGUUCCUUGGACGCCACAGCGGAUUGCCAUGACAUCUGAUUGGUCAGCUGCCCCACCUGAAAGCACACAUAAUGUUGAAGAGCCAAUGGACGCUGAUGAGACAGAAGUUAUUUCUAUGGACUUUGAGGAAGCGCCUCAAGCAACUCCGAGGGGAAUCGACGUGGAUAACAUUCACCAGUGGCACCAGCACUGCAUGGACCCACCAUCGCUGCCGAACCCGUCAGCGCCAGUCAUGUGGUCGUGGUGACAAAUCUGGAGAUGUUUAACCGCAGGUUACUUACACACGAAGGAUGAAGAAAUUCCUAUAGCUGGCCUCCACCGGAAGUGUGUGUCUACUUUUGAUGGAUUGAGAAAUGAUUGCUAUGUGCAUAAUAGCCCCUCUUUAGCGUAGUGCUGAUCUUCAUCAGUAACGUCAAUAGACUUCUGUGUUAGAAACGUCCCUUUUACAGCUACAUGACUACAUCGUUGGACUUGUGUGUUAGAAACAGCCCUGUUACCGUCUUACUGUUGGCGCCCCCAGUUUAAUUUGAUCUGGUAUUGUUGGUGCAACAUGUUAGUGCCCUUUGCAGCUAUUCUUGCAAAACUUAGCUUGCAUUGUGGUUUUGAGACCACGGAGUAUGGCCAUGUCUUGAUGAUGUUAGACAAGUUAAUCUAUAUAUGGGACAAUGAAGGAGCUCAA